Messenger RNA from Naegleria gruberi, 1284 nucleotides. RefSeq lists its product as uncharacterized. Gene Ontology annotation, molecular function: protein binding. Bases 1 to 1284 code for a protein of 427 amino acids. The record is from RefSeq and is a predicted model, not a curated record. The transcript has a single exon. NCBI's taxonomy places the organism in Eukaryota, Heterolobosea, Eutetramitea, Acrasida, Naegleriidae.
AUGAAAGAGUGUUUGGAAAAUUUGAAGGAUAAUAAUUCAAUGGAAAAUGUGAAUGAAUCUAAUGUUGGAAACAAUCAAAGAGUGUCAUUUGGUCCAUUUUCUCUACUGUUUGAUUAUUAUGGACUCUAUUUACCAAUGCCACUCGAUUUGGCAAAGGAAAGAAAUGCUUUUCAACGUUCAAUAUUUGAUUUGAAAAUUCCAAUGAUUGUUAAAUCAGACGAUGAAAUACCAAAACAACAAAUUAUUAAUGAUUUGAGAUUUUUGAAUUUCAAUUUUGAUGGUACCAAUAGAGGAUAUGUUAUUAAUAGUUAUAGACAUCUUCUGGAAGGAGAAUACAUACAAUGUUUAGAGGGAAUAGCUUUGCUGACGAGAAAUGAUGUUUCUUCAUUUGGAAGAGAUUAUUUACUUUAUUAUAUGAAAAGUUUGUGUUAUUUUCUACUCGAAGAUUAUGUAGAAGCUCUCAAUAAUUGUGAAGAAUGUAUUAAUUUAAUGAUGAAUAAGGAGAAAAAAGGAUUUUUGGAAUCACUGAAUGGAUCAAGUACGAAUUCAUCUAUUAGAAUGCAACCAGUAUUACUCUAUGUUUGGAUAUUGUAUAAGAUGUUUGAGUUUUCACAUGCAGAGAUGGUAUUAACAAUGUGCACUGAGGAAAUAUUUCCAUUCAAUGCAGAAUCUCACUUCAACAUGGCCCAAUUUCUUGUUGGAGUACAUGGCAGAAAGGCCUCACCAGAAAUUGUAGAAAAAAUUGGAAACCAUCUCAGAAAGUCGUUGGAAUUGUACAUGAAUAUGGGAAUUUCCAUUUCAAAUAGCCAAACUCCAAAGAAUACCCACAUGGAUUAUUACCCACAAAACAUGUACAAUUCAAUUUUCAAAUACUUUAAUUUCUAUUUACACUUCCUCAAUGUUUAUAAUUUAGCAAAUGAAGGGAGACAAUUAAUUUCUCUAUUUCUACACUUUACUAAUGACUUAUUGAUCAAAUUCAAGGUAGCAAUCAAGAUAGACUUGACGGAAGAGAUUGCUCAAUAUCACAAUUAUGAAUCUUUUUUUCCCAUAGUAAGACAUCCUAUUGAGUUGGCAUAUAUGCUAGUUUCUGCAGCUAGAUUUUUCGCCAAUACAAACAAGGAAAAAGCUGGUCAACUUUACAAAGUAGCAAGUGAUUUAGAAUUGGUGAGCUACAAGGAAUUCAAUAGCCCUGAAUUUUGUCUUUCUUUCCACUGCAAAACUUGUGGUUGUUUGGAACUAUUUUCCAUAGCUAAAGAAUACAAACAAUUUUUAAAGCAAGUUUAA